This is a messenger RNA of Tribolium madens (black flour beetle), 1634 nucleotides long. RefSeq names its product male-specific lethal 3 homolog (gene msl-3). The transcript is spliced from 8 exons. The record is from RefSeq and is a predicted model, not a curated record. Gene Ontology annotation, biological process: chromatin organization; regulation of DNA-templated transcription. Gene Ontology annotation, cellular component: nucleus; NuA4 histone acetyltransferase complex; MSL complex. Lineage: Eukaryota; Metazoa; Arthropoda; Insecta; Coleoptera; Tenebrionidae. Bases 97 to 1383 code for a protein of 428 amino acids.
CAACAUUCUAACAAUAAGGGUAAAAAUCACUAAAAACCCAGCAUGACAACAAAAAAGUGAAUUUAAUACCAAAUAUAAACUAAACAAUACGAUAAUAUGGUGUCAACUAGAGGUAUCAAAUUAAAAUUCAGUGAAAACGAAAGAGUAUUAUGUUACGAACCUGAUCCGACAAAAGCCAAAGUCUUGUAUGAUUCAAAAGUGUUAGACGUAGUUGUGACGAAGGACCACCGUGGAAGGAAAACCGUCGAAUAUUUAAUUCAUUUUCAAGGCUGGAAUUCUUCAUGGGACAGAUACGUUAGUGAAGAAUACGUUCUAAAAGACACUCCUGAAAAUAGACAAUUACAAAAAGAUUUAGCUGAAAAAUCCCAACUACAAUUAGGGGCAUAUUUAUAUAGGCGGGACCGGAAAAAAAGCCGCAAAACUAGCACAACAGCCCCUUCUUCUGAUGACUGUAGUUCUGGAAGCCCCGCAAGAAUGGAUACAGAUGACGGACAAGGUGUGACAAGCAGUUCUGAGGACGAUUCUUCAAUUGAAGAAGAAUCCGUUCCUAUUGAACUCACCCCCGAACUACGGGCCUGUCUUGAGCAAGAUUAUUACCUAAUCAACACAAAAAAUAAAUUGGUGAAAUUGCCGGCUGAACCAAAUGUUGUAACAAUUUUAGAAAAUUAUUGGCGACAUUACGCCAACAGCCAGAUUAGCGAUUUAAAUGAAAAAACUAAUCAAAGACAUAGGUAUCCGUUUAAUAAUACACCAAGGAGGCGACCUGAAGAUGUACAAAGAAAUUUAAAUAUUUGUAGUGAGGUUUUAGACGGCAUCCGUCUUUAUUUUGAUUACACAAUCAAUGAUUUAUUGUUGUAUAAGUGUGAGCAGGGUCAAAUCGAAACAAAGCAGGCUGUGUACUCUUCUAUCUAUUUAGAUAAAGACGUGUCAAGUUCAAAAAACGAAGUCAGUUAUAUGGAUUACAUAACGAAUCCACACAACCAUGAUGAUGAUUACCAAAAUGGUAACAGACAAGCCUUGCAAAGGAAGAGAAGUCUAAGAUCAAAUAAAAGUAUAGACUCUGUUUCCAAUGGUAAUACUCAAGAUAGUACAAAAUCAAAACCUAGUUCAAGUAUUGACAGUAAUGACAGUUCUGUCUCGCGUCCAAUUUCGCUACGUCUCCUACCUGAACACGUGUACAGUCAACAGCCCCCUCCCCCCUGUCUCGUCUUUGGUGCCACCCACCUGACCCGACUUUUUGUCAAAUUACCCGAACUACUAAAUACGGCCACCAUCGAUGAGAAAAAAUGGAGGGCUUUGCUACAACACUUAAAUUCUUUUAUUGAUUAUUUAAACGAGCAUCGGGAAUGGUUUGGGGAAAAAUUCUACAUUGACAAGCAAUAAAACAAAGAGUUUUAAUAGAAGAUGUAUUACCUACAAGUAAAUAUUUGGUAACAAAUAAAUAUGUCAUUAUUAGUUAUUAGUUCAUUAAGUAUAAUCAUAAAAAAAUAUAUAAUAAAUUAUCGCUACCAAGCUCUGAUGUGGUCGGUACCUAAAUAGGUGAGUUGAGGUUAGUCUUUUAUUUUGUGAUUUGUCAUAAUACUGUAUGAAAAAAUGAGACUGUCAAAGUUUGUAGGAAUAAAUGAUUUAGUUUU